Linnemannia hyalina is the source of this 1974-nucleotide messenger RNA. The record is from the annotation of a GenBank genome assembly. NCBI's taxonomy places the organism in Eukaryota, Fungi, Mortierellomycota, Mortierellomycetes, Mortierellales, Mortierellaceae.
AUGACUGAUCAUGCAAUCUACCAACAAUCCAAGCAAUUGGCUGGAUUGUCAAUCACCAACUCUUCAGGUACCAAGGUCAGCAUCUUGAACGACAGCCCUUCAGAACUCGGGGGUGCCUCUUCUAACCCAGACGGUAGUGCACAGCAGGCUGAUCUGAGAUCGCCACACGCCUCAGAGCUGCAUGGACAGCAUUCGGCGUCCGUGCGGUCACCUCGAUCCCCGCACUUCCGCGACCGCGCUGGUGUGCGCGAUUACUUCUCAGAGGAGCGCCGGGACCCUUAUUACUACCCUUCCUCGUCCUCUUCCUCCCACAAGUCUAACCGCCACCGCUCAGAGAGCUACGAGACCGGCCGUUCGACAUCCUUGACCAAUGCGGCCACCCCUUUUCGGUCUGGGUUCGAUACACGAGGCCAAGACGCACUGGCCAACUCUCAGAGAAGCCGCAGCUUGAGCAGCGGUGCUCAAUUAUACCCUUACAGCAACGGGCCCUACCCUUCCUCCCCUGCGUUUGUGCCUCCUCCUGGCUCAUCUCCUCUGCCCUUUUUCAUGCGCGCCUUCUCCGAAGAUGUCUCUCAAGACGAUCAUGAUGGCUACCGCGGAUAUAUGGGCCACCCAGGCUUGCCUGAGGGUCUCAUUGCCGGUCCAAGCUUCUCCAAGCGCAAGUAUUCAUGCACACACCCCGGAUGUAAUAAGCGCUUCACGACAAGUGGACAUUUGGCCCGCCACAACCGUAUCCACACGGGCGAACGCAACUUUGCAUGCUUGAUGCCUGGUUGCCCAAGCAAGUUCUCGAGACAGGAUAACAUGAUGCAACAUUACCGCACUCACAUCUCGCCCAAGUCGCGUCGUGGAGGCUCCAAGAAGUACGACCCUCAGGACCCUGAGGCCGGCGGCGUUGAAGGAAGCGAGUUUGAGUCGGCUGAAUAUCUUGCUUCGCCUUCCCAGGAUAACAACAACUCUCCCUCGGUAGCGGCGGCGGCGCUCCCACCUACUGGAUCUUCUCGUCAUGGGUCCAGACAUAACUCGCCACCUCGCUCGUUCUCAUCCGAUGUGCAGCAGCAACAGCAGCAACAUGGAGGAGAGGGUAUGGACUGUGAUGACCAACUCGAUCGCCCUGCAUCCCGACAGCACUCACAGGAUUCGCCAAAGACUCAUGGAUCGCAGUCUGCUGUAGCUUACCCGCCACCCCUCCCUACGUCAACCACCUCUCACCAUCGUGAGCGUGAGCGUGGAGAGCACCAUCACCAUCACCAUCAUCACCAGAGCGGCGCACAGGAUGGAGGUCCCCAACCAUGGUCGGUCCCAGAUUCUCCUACAUCGCCCAUGACGCAGGUCGUCGAGCGCAUGGAGGACGUAGCAUCUACCCGAGACCAGCAGCUGUUCUACUACCGACAGCAGCAGCAGUACCAACAGCAGUACCAGCAGGAGUACCAACAACGCCAGCAACUCAAGAAGCAGCGACAGCAGGAGGCCAAGGCUACUGCCGCCGCCGCCGCAGCAGCAGCCAGUGGACACUACCAUGCGACCGCCCAUCAUCUGUCGCACUCUGGUGCUGGCAGUAGCAGCAGCGCAAGUGGAGACCACCGCGAGCGUGAUCAUAGCCACCGCCACCACCAUCAUGGCGGUCAUGGAUCUUCCAGCCUCCAUGGCAGCGGAAGCCGGUCUUUGGGUUCUCCUACUCUGACCUCGUCGUCGACCUCGUCCGCGGCUGAGUUGCAUCCACGCGCGUACUCUUACAGCCACUCUCAGCACACCCAUUCGUCUUUGGACCGACCCAUGAUGUCGAGCAGUAACAGUGGCGGACGCACAGGUUCGUUGACCAGCGCUGCCAUGGCGGCUAUGUCGAUGACCGCUGCCAGCUCAACUCCUCUCUCGCCCCAGUCGACACCCGCCACGCCCACAAAGUACCGCUUCGAUCCUAUCCAGGAUUGCAUCCAGCAGGAGCGUCGCCAGCGCGAGGAAGCUACCCUGUAA